AUGGCUCCCCACAGGCUUGCCGCGCUACUACUGGUCGCGAGCGUUUUCGUGUGCCAGGUGGUUGUGACCCUGGGGUUCAUCGCGCCCAAGGCUUCUGUCGCCGUUGGAAGCAGCGCCGGCGAGGGCUUCCUGGGGGAGACAUUGCAGGAGAAGGGGCUAGGUGCGGGCACAGCUCUAUGGUUUCUUCGAGGCCGGACAGCAGAGGUGGUGAUGGGGCUACUAUGUGCCUUGGGGCAUGGGCCAACGCAGGGACAGCAGCGAUCAUCAUCCCCUCUCCAGCGCAACCCAUUCCAGGAGUUCGCCACCCUGUUCUGGCUGGGGCAGCCGGACCGAGCGCUCUGGGUGCUGUGCUACGGCCUCGUCGCCUCCGGCCACCACGACGACCCCUACGCCGCCCCCGCGGCGCCGACUGUCGAGGGGAAGGGGGUUUCCUCAACAGUGGCGGCGGCCAACUUGUCGGGUCUCGACCUGUGCAACCGCGCCAUCGAGGUCGCGAUGAGACCCUUCCUCGUGUCCAAGCUCCGGCAGAUCGAGAGCAGAGGCAAGCCCGCCCGCGACAGGUCGGCGGUAGCGGCGGCGGCCGGCGGCGGUGGCGACGGGGCGGCGGGAGACCCCCUGCUGAUCAACGCGCGGCGGGCCGCGGCAGCACCUGGCCCGGAACGGGAUGGAAAUCUCGGCGCUGGAGGUGCUUGGGAGUGA
Messenger RNA from Ectocarpus siliculosus, 699 nucleotides. The record is from the annotation of a GenBank genome assembly. NCBI's taxonomy places the organism in Eukaryota, Phaeophyceae, Ectocarpales, Ectocarpaceae.